AGUAGAAGAAACUGAAUCGGGGUGGCAAUUUCUCCCGAUCCCCGUGGGGCCUCGCGGGGAUCCCAUCACGGGGAUGAGGCGGGGAGGAAUAUUCUUCCUUGCAGGGUGGGGAUGGGGGGCAUUUUCUCCCUCCACAACCCCUCACUCACUCUUGGUGUCAGUCGAACAAUCAAGCUCUCAAGUCUCACAUCACCUUCAACCUUCCUCUCCCCUUCUUGCUGCUACAGAUCUACUACAUAUCUGUUGUUGGAGCUGCUACAAAUAUGCUGCUGGAGCUGUUACAGAUCUGCUCCUGGAGCUGUUGUCAAAGCUGUUAGCUGCAGCCUGCAGAUCUGCUCCUGUGCCGGACUCCCCUCUGCUUGCUGCACUGCACUGGGCCGGACCCCCUCUGCUUGCUGCACUGCACUGGGCCGGACCCCCUCUGCUUGCUGCACUGCACUGUGCCAGACCCCCUUUGCUUGCUGCACUGUAUCGGACUCCCCUCAUCAAGUAUUCUCACAUUACUUGCUAUGAUUUGAAUAUUGAGGCAAUGAUGGAUUUCUUAACGGGUGGUGCAGGAUAUAUUGGUUCACAUGCUGCUUUACAACUUCUGAAGGAUUCUUACCGUGUAACAAUCGUGGACAAUCUUUCACUGCACUGCACUGCACUAUGCUGGACUCCCCUCUAUGCCGGACAAUCUUUUUUGGGUUGAUUUUUGCUUAUAUUUGGAACAAGUAUAUUGCUUUAUGUUGGAUUAAUUUCUAUGUAUAUUUGGAACAACUUAUGUUUGGAACAUGUUGCUUUAUGUUGGAUUAAUCUCUAUUUGGAACAAUUUUGUUGAUUUAAUUAUUUGUAUUAAAUUAAUUUUUAUUUA
This is a messenger RNA of Rubroshorea leprosula, 853 nucleotides long. The record is from the annotation of a GenBank genome assembly. Lineage: Eukaryota; Viridiplantae; Streptophyta; Magnoliopsida; Malvales; Dipterocarpaceae.